CUAUAGUCCCGCCCAUUCAUACAACAUAAUCGAAACAGAAACUACCACAAGUAACCUACCUGUCUAGUAGGAAAAGUCUUAGAAAACCACGAUGGAAAUCAUUAAAAAACAUAAAGUGGAACUCACAGGGGUGCUCUCUGCUGAUCCGAGUCCAGUAGUUCAGCUCGCUCACAGCCGGGGCAUCAUUACAGAUAGAGAAUACAUCAAGAUGAAAAGCAUUACAGAUCCUGAAGAGCGAGUCAUCGAGCUCCUUGACCGGGUGAGCACAAAAUCUGAUCAGACCUCCCAAGACUUUCUAGACAUCCUAAGAGAGGUUCAUGACACCUACCCUCGACUGAAGGACUUGUUCACAGAUGCUGAAGAAUCGGAUAGCUCAUUCUCUGCAGCGGCUCAGGAUACCCCAAUUGGCAAUUAUUGUAGAGUAGUGUCAGAUGCGGAAAAGAUCAAGAAAGCAGAUUCCAUCGUGCGAGAUAAAUUACAGUUUUUCAAGACCAACAGAGCAGACCUUGUUCAAAAGGUGAAAAACAUCAGCCUGUUAAUAGAUCGGCUUCACCAAACCUUUCACAAAGAAGCCCUGGACUGCGUUCUUAGUAAAGAUUUACCACAGGAUAAGAUGAGAAAACUGCUGGAAUUUACUACAACAGAAUCUGUUGCUAAGGAGGUGUUUUUGGCACUUUGCAAUGUUGAAAACUGUGUAAUGUGUGAAAUAUUAAAAAUAUAAAUACAGUGUAUUCUUAUGUGCUGGUAUAUUCUUAUAUGUAUAUGUGACCUCUUUUGACAAAUGUGAAAUGCAUCAAUUGCAUAAUGUACAGUAAGUGAGGUACAAUGUGAAAUCCAAUAAUGUACCUAUCACAAGGCUUGAGGAGGAUAUUGUGAUGAAUUUAAACAAGUCUCAUGAAAAUGUUUGAAACCAACAGCAGUCCAGAACGGUUUCAUCAAUAUCAAACUGUAUGCAUUCCAACAAAUCCAUCUGUUUGAUAAACCCACACUUUAAAUGAAUAUUCGGUUUUAAUAUAAUAUGAAGAUUCAGUACUGGGUAUUUUCAUUUCCCUGUUAAGCAUCUGAAGUAGUGUCCUAUCUGCUGAUCAGAUGUUUAUGCGGGAUUCAGCUUUAUACAACCACCUUUGUCCUUUGUGUUCAUAAAAGUAAUCUUAAACAUAUGUAUAGGUACUUCUUAUCUUACAGGGUGCUUUCUGUUCUAUCUUACUCAUGUCGAUAGCGUGGAAAAAAAAACAGAGGUUAAGAUCUUUGUAGAUGUCAAAAGUACUCAGGGUGGGGUAGCUUCGUUUAUUACAUUAUCUGAAUAUUAUCCAAAUUGUCACCGCUCUGAUAUAUAAUACUGGACUGUGCUUGUGUUUUGUAUUAUUAAACGUUUGUCUGGUGA
Molecule: messenger RNA, 1384 nt
Organism: Polyodon spathula (Mississippi paddlefish)
Lineage: Eukaryota; Metazoa; Chordata; Actinopteri; Acipenseriformes; Polyodontidae
Exons: 4
Coding region: 92-721 (209 amino acids)
Biological process (GO): regulation of apoptotic process
Source: RefSeq, a predicted model, not a curated record